UAAAGCACCAAACAACUACCAAUUAAAUGAAAAAUAGUAAAGUAAGGAAAAGAAAAAUAAAAACAUUGUUACAAACAAUCAAAUCCGAGAGGGAAUAUAUAAUAAAAAAAGUACAGAAAAAUCAAAAUGGAAUGUAAGGAGAUUCGAUCAAGAGGAGACAAGGUUAAGAAGGAUCAGAAAACCCAUAACACAUCCACAUUGUAUAACUCAGUCAAAAAGAAAUCAAAAGUACUCGGAAACAAGACCUAAAUUUCCGUACAUCAUUCGGAUCCAGAAACUAGAGUGAGGCAGACAAUUACCUUCAGAUCCCGGCGAAACGGUCGCACUGAACUCGGAGGGGAGUUGGGCGAGUCCAACCCCAGCCCAUGUUUGGAAAGCUCACCCAAGAUAGACAGGAACAACAACCUAUCAUUUCGUCAAACCUAGCCGCCUCUGCUCUUCAUCUCCUUCCUUCCAUCAACCAAUUCUUGCUAAAUCAGGAUCAAGUUCAACACAUUAGCAGAUAUCAAUGGCGGUCACAUUCUACGACCUUGGCUCUGCUGCUGGCCUAAAGAAACUUGAUGAGCACCUAUUAAGUCGCAGUUACAUUUCUGGGUAUCAGGCUUCCAAGGAUGAUAUCACUGUUCAUGCUGCUAUUUCAAAAGCUCAGGACUACGUGAAUGUGUCUCGUUGGUACAACCAUAUCGAGGCUCUUUUGAGGAUCUCUGGUGUGGCUGGUGAUGGUGCCGGUGUCGUUGUGGAGGGAUUUGCUCCCAUCACUGAGGAGGCAGUGGCUACCCCACCAGCAGAUGACUCGAAGGCAUCUGCUGCUGAGGAUGAUGAUGAUGAUAUUGAUUUGUUCGGAGAAGAAACGGAAGAGGAGAAGAAGGCUUCUGAAGAGCGUGCAGCCUCCAUGAAGGCAUCGACAAAAAAGAAAGAGUCUGGAAAGUCAUCAGUUCUGUUGGAUGUGAAGCCAUGGGACGAUGAGACAGACAUGAAAAAGCUUGAAGAGGCAGUCAGAAGUGUCGAGAUGGAGGGUUUAUUUUGGGGAGCAUCCAAACUUGUAGCUGUUGGGUAUGGUAUCAAGAAAUUGCAGAUAAUGCUCACCAUUGUGGAUGAUCUGGUCUCUGUUGACUCGCUCAUUGAGGAACGUCUUACCGUUGAACCAAUUAAUGAGUAUGUCCAGAGUUGUGAUAUUGUGGCCUUCAACAAAAUAUGAUCUAAGUCCGUUGUGAUUUGAUUGCUUGUCAUCGAGGUUGAAGAUCUUUAUUUAUUGUGCCUAUGCUUCCAAUUUUCAUAUUCCUAUUUUGGUGUUUUUUGGAUAUGAUCUAAAGUAUCUUGUCAUAUUCUGGAUCUAUAGUCCUAGUAAUGAGGAUUUGCAUAUGCCUUUGUUAUGAUCUACUUGUUUUCUAAUAACUUCUGUACCAUUGUUAUUUUGGUAUGGUUUAUUUAUAUGUAGUUUAUGAGACGCAUGCCACAA
Cannabis sativa is the source of this 1459-nucleotide messenger RNA. RefSeq names its product elongation factor 1-delta 1. The transcript is spliced from 9 exons. The coding region runs from base 509 to 1198 and encodes 229 amino acids. Gene Ontology annotation, cellular component: cytosol; eukaryotic translation elongation factor 1 complex. Gene Ontology annotation, biological process: translational elongation. The record is from RefSeq and is a predicted model, not a curated record. Lineage: Eukaryota; Viridiplantae; Streptophyta; Magnoliopsida; Rosales; Cannabaceae. Gene Ontology annotation, molecular function: translation elongation factor activity; guanyl-nucleotide exchange factor activity.